GUUUGACAUGUCGGAGCAUCCUGCUGGACCAGGAUCAUGGUCCAGGUCUGGGUCGGGGGCUCUGAGGCCCAGGGCGGUGCAGGCGAUCGGGGCGGAGGCUCUGGUCGCCCUGCUGGAGGGGGGGCUGGACCGGGUGGUGCUGAUCGACAGCCGGCCCUUCGUGGACUAUAAUGCCUCGCACAUCCUGGAGGCGGUGAAUGUGAACUGCUCCAAACUGAUGAAGAGGAGGCUGCAGCAGGACAAAGUCCAGAUCGCCGAGCUGCUGCAGCACUCGGCCAAGAAGAAGGUAAACACGCCAGACAGAGAGGACGAGACAUUCAGAGCACGCAUGAGAACGAACAGGGUUUAAGAUUUCUAAUGGAGGGAGAGUUUACUGAAGAUGCUAACAACGAAUUAGAAAUGUUAAAUGACUCUAAUUUUGGAGAUGAGAUGCACUGAUCCAUUUUUUUCCAAUCCAAUCCGAUACCGAUACCUUGGCUGAGUGUAUCGGCCAAUAUCCGAUACCAAUUCAAUACGACUGUUGAAUGAAUGAGCUGUAUAUCUUGCCCUGUGAGUGAAGGCAUCAGGCUUGACAUUAGCCUUGUUAAAAAGAAAGUAACAGAUUAACACAGAUAUAAUUUACUUAAUAUUAUUUGGUAACAAAUAAAAAAAUUUACAUUAGCACACAGAAAAAAAGUAAGACUUCCAUGUUUUGCAAGAAAAAUUAAUUAAAAGAAAAAAAAACAGAUUGGAAUGUUGGAUCGGCAUCAUUCAUCUGAUAUCCAAUCCAGUUAAUUUGUCAAUAUCGGAGCCGAUAUCCGAUCUACAUAUUGGAUCAGUACAUCCCUACUUUGGUGGUCCAUCAGCAUUAAGAUUCUCCUGAUCUCCUUACAGGUCAGAUGUGGUCAGAAAAGGCCCAAAGUAUUCAGAAAAUAAACAUUUAAAGAGGUGUUUUCUCAUGUCCUGGCAGGCAGCUCUACGGUGGCCCUGAAGGUCAACGACACAAUCGUUUCAUGAACUCAAAGAAAUUUACAAAAACAGCUACAACCAUUCUCUAUAACACAAAAAUACUUAAAUAUAUAUAUAUAUAUAUUCAAACACAAACAUAUUUUUUUUAAAUUCUUUUUUUUUUUUUAUUAAAUGCAAAAAUAUUUCUUAGCAUUGAAAAGAAUUUACAAGAAGCCAAAACAUCUUUGCAAAAUCACCAAAAUUUUAAGAAACACAAAUUAUUUUUGCAUUUUUGUGAACAUAUUGUCAUGAAAUAUUUGGCUAUUACUGAAAUUUUGCAUUUAUUGAUUGUUUUCGGUGCUACAUGAAAUACUUCAAGUUAGGGCCCGACUGAUUUAUCGAUGAGCCAAUUAAAUCGUCCAAUUUUAGCCUGUUUGAGACCAAUCAGUAAUCGGCCAAAACUGUAGACAUCUACAGUAUACAUAUAUUUUUUUAUAACGUCAUUAAAAAAUUUAAAAUAAUAAGUAAUCAGAUUUUUCCCCCCUAAUAAUCAGUAUCGGCAUCAGCCCCAAAAAUUCUGUAUCGGUCGGGCCCUACUUCAAGUUUUUGUGACACUUUGGUGCUCUCUUAUAUUAUUGGGUCUCAUGAAAUGUUUUCCACGUCAGUGAAAAGACCUUCAGGGCCACCAUUCAUACCUGACAAAUCCUGAAUUUUACCUGUUUUCAAAACCAGUGUCCUGAUGUUAUGUCAGCAUCGUCUUGAGUGUUUGCUUUCAUUCCUUGUGCAGCAGAGUUGGUUUAGCUCUUUCUGCUCCUCUCUAAACAUGGUCUUAAUCUUGUAUCAGUGUUGCAUAAGUGGUUGCACCCGUUUUUCUCUGAGUCAUCACUCGAUCAAACCAGAACAAACAGACUUGUACAGCUAAAAUCAGUGCGAGCGGUUAAUAAAUCAGCUCGAUGACAGAUAAACAUCAGAUACUGACGUCGCUACAAGACAGAUUCUUUUCUAGUGAACUGAUGUGUGACUCCAAGAUAGGUAUGUUUAGUUAAGAGUUCAGAGGAUACAUCAGGGCUCUACUACUCAUGACAAAAAAAUUAAUUUAAGGGACAAAAUGAGACAAACAUUCUGAUUAUAAACAUGGUGGUCUCUGCCUCGGUAUGAGAAAUCAACGACUUCGAAAGCACAGAGGUUCCUAAACUUGGUGAAACGUCAAACCUGGCUCACUGUAAAUAAAUACAAAUCACUUUUUUACCCUGCUGAAACUGACAAACCCUUUAAAAAUGACAUUUCAGAGACAUGAACUGAUCUUUUUAAUGUGAUUUUAUUCAUUUAAGUGUUUGAUACUUAUCAGCUGCACUGAUUUCAGCUGUACGAGUCUGUUUGCUCUGGUUUGAUCGAGUGGUGACUCACAGAAAACGGGUGCAACCACUUAUGCAACUCUGCUAAUAGAUUGAGAACAUGUUUAGAGAGGAAAAAGAGGAAUACCAGUUCUGCUGCAUGAGAACUGAAAGUGAAAAUUUGGACAGAUAUUUGGAUUCAACGACGUUGUACAUGUCCUGACCUCUCUUCUCCAUGUGUGUCCACAUUUCUCCUCAUCCUGACGUUCCCUCACUCGCUCUCUCCUCAAACUGAACGUGGGCGUCUGACCUCAGAGCAGUUUAUUUUUAUUUAACAAAGAGAGUUUGCGAGCUUUAGAGGCCGCUCCUCCCUUUUUGUGGCGCUGUGUUAAACUGGAAUAACGUCUUUAAGGAAGCUCGGCCGCUCGCUUUAUUACUGAGGCAAAUUUUUCCAUCCGAUUAUGAGCUGUAAUUAAUUCAGUGAACGGCGGAGGAGAGAAAGCAGAGUUUCCUCCAGUGAGUUAAAGCUGAACAGCAGCCAAACCUCAGAGGGUUGUUCUCCGUGUGCAGCUGAGAGGAGGCUGAGUGAUCACACAGACCUGAUCGAAAAUGUUCAUCCUGAGAAAUCCUGAGAAAUUUGAAACAAGAAAACACCAAACAGAAGGAAAUAUUCUGUAAACGUUGCGUCUUAUUCUUGCCUGAUGCAGGAUUUCAGCCACUCAACAGUUCAGGGUCUCCUUUGUCCUAUUUUUGGUGUUAUGAUGCGCCAGAUAUUUUCAAUGGAUGACAAAUCAGGACUGCAGGUAGGCCAGUUUCUCAGCAGGACUCUUCUACGACAGAGCUAUGCCGUUGUAAUCCCUGCAGAAUGUGGUUUAUGAAAGUAUGGGGGUCUUUCCUGAAUAAGUCAUUGUCUGAAUGGCAGCAGAUGUUGCUCCUAAACCUGUAGAUAUUGUUCCGCAUUAAUGAAGCCAUCACAGAUGUGGAAGAGACUCAUGACAUGGACUCUUGAUUUUGCUUGAUUUGGACUGGGAGUUGAUAACUAGCCAAGUGGUCCCUCUCCUCUUUGGAGUGAAGGAUGCAGCGUCCAAGACAGUUUUCCUAUUCCCCUUAAUCCGCCUUAAAUGGGAUCAGGUCCACAGAAGUCUUCAGUGUUUCUGGAUCAUGUUUUUUUGUUUUUUUUUCCAGGGUAAAAGACACAGCGUCUAUGAUUUCAAAGAGAAAAAGUCAAGUUUGGAUGUACCAGACAUCAGGACAAAUUUAAGUUUGUGAUGCAGUGAUGAAUUGUGGUCAAAGACAAUAGAUUUGAAAGUAAUUUUGAGUCCAUGCAGUGAUUUCCACUACAGAGUCCUGUCUGUUUUAAUGCUGUUCUACCUGAGGGCCUGAUGACCAGGACCAUCCAGUACUGGUUUUGGUCCUUGUCCCUUUUGUACAGAGAGGAUAUUACGAUCUGUAGUUGUGUUAUUUCCAUUGAUGAUGACGUUGACGAAAUAUUUUCAUCAACAUCAUUGUCAACGAAAACAACACUGCAGAAUAUAUGUUUGGCGUUUGACUGACGAAAUGCUCAUGAAUUUUGCAACUCUGUUCGUCGUCCACCACUAACGUUUUCGUCUAGUCUGGUCUGGUCUCGUCUCAUCAACGUAAACGCACAUUCGUAUCAUCACAUUUUAGUCAUCUAAGACUUGUGUUUAGCUCGUCAACGUCACGUCUUCGUCAUGGAAAAAAAGGGGAACAACACUGAUCUGUAGAUGAUGAAAUCCUCAAAUUCAGGAACAUUAUUCUGAAACUGUGGAACCAUAAGCUUACACAGUCUCUCACAGAGUGGUGAACCUCCUCUGAGCCUCUCUGAAUGUCCUUUUUAUACUCAGUCAUGUAACUACCCUGUUAGAAAUUAACCUUGUUAGUUGGGAGAUGAUCCUCCAGAAUUCUGUUUUACCAUCUUGACUCCUGAAGAAGUGAUUUUGUGAUAAAACUGUUUUAUUGUAUCUAAAGACUGUCUGACUUUUCUUGUGUUUCUGUUUUUGUAGUUGGAGUUUGUGGGCGAUCAGGAGGUGGUGGUUUACGAUCAGAGCUCUUCAGACCCGUCGGCUCUCAGCUCCGAGUCAUUCCUCAGCGUCCUGCUGCUUAAACUGGAGAGGAGCUUCCCCUCCGUACACCUGCUCUCAGGUCAGUCUCAAAUAAGUCCUCUUCUGAAAAAUCCACAAGACUAGAACAAGUCAGCAGAUCCAAAGACUGAGGCACUCGCUGUGACUUGCAGGACUGAGACUUUUUCAUGUCAAACACCUGUGAGACAGAGACAAGUCAGAUCCAGAGACUCACAAGAGUGAGACAAGUCAGUCGUGAAACACUUGUGAGACAGUGACUAUUUAGAGUGAAGAGAUCCUUUAAAGACAGACAAGCGUCUUUAAGGUCUUUCCAGAAAGACUAGUGAGUUGAAGCCUGGAGUUUCAGAGACCUGUAAAGACUCGUUGUUGCAGCGGAAUAAACCUGAUAGUCUGAGGAAAGAUAAACUCUGGUCUGUGUGACUGAGAGUGUUUUCUCUCUGUGUGUUUGAGUCAGUCGUGAUAAAUCGGUUUAUGAGUCUGAUGACAGGCGGCUCGUCUGCAGACCUUCUCCUCUCCGCCGAGUGUCUGGUUAUGUAACGGUGAUGUCAUGCUUCAUGGCGGCUCCACCCUCACAUAUAAAAACACAAAGACUUCUGGUCUUCCUAAAAUCACUCGGUCAAAGGUUUCACUGUUACACAACGACAGAAACAGCAGUUUGACUUUGCAGAGGGAAAGAGGAACCUGUUUCUGAGAGUGAUGAUGAUGAUGAUGAGGAGGAGGAGGGACAGGAGAGGAAGAAUUAAAGGGGAGUUUACAGAAAGAGAGAGAGAGAAAGAGAGAGAGAGGGACGAUCUUCAUCAGCUCUGAUUCUAAAUAUAAGACUCUGACUGUAAAGUCUAUUAGUAUGGACAGACGUACAUUAAUUAUUCACUGUCUCCAGAAGAUCAGAAACGAGUGUCACACUUACCUUACACCUCAUGUGUAUUCUUCCACCGCUGAAAAUAGUCCCCGACAUAUACAUCCACUUAUUUGGGAGAGCGACCAGAGAUGCAAAAGUACUGGAGGCUCCUGGUUUGAUAUGUGAUUUGGUUCAUUUUGAUCAUGGUUUUGAUAGAUCUGAGUGUUUUUGGUGUUUCAUUCUUCACCAUGUCUGGUAAAGUUUACAGACACAGAAAGAAGUGAAGAGGAAAAAAGAUGUUUUUUUAGUCUCUAUGGUUAUGAGAACUGAAUAAAAAACUUUGAGAGUCUAUAAACGUGUGUGCACCUUUGAUUCAACCAGAACGACAUGAGUUUACUUAAAGUGUAACGUUCAUGGGACCCUCCAGACUUUCUAGCAGACUCAUAAGGCUCAAACAUUACCAAUUUUGGGGUUUUAAAAAACGCUAAACUGUGUAUUUGAUGGGCGGUUAUCAUUCCUCAUUCCUAAGUUAAGUGCGACCCAUAUUCAGAGGCUGUGGUCCGUCUCUCAGGGGUGGCUGAUUCAGGGGUCAGACAGUUUUUCUCUGCGUUUCCUUCCUGCCUCUCUUCAGCUGUUUUAUCAAUGAAAGGCAAAAAAUGCAGAAAAAAAAAAGAAACGACUCUGAGGCACAAAUUCAACCGGGGAUGCGACAGUUCUCGGGAUUACCUCAUAUUUCGACAGCCUGGCGUUUAAAACAUUCAACUUGCAGUUUGUGCUCUGACGCUGACUGAGCUGGAGAAAUAUCCAGUCUGAGCUGCAGAGCAUCCGUCCAGAGGGUCUGUUGCCAGGCAACAGAGGGGAGGAUGAGCAUGUGAUGCAGCUGAGUAAAACUCUAAACCAUAUUCAGUUUGAAUUGAUAAAAAGUUUGAGUAUUAGAAAACAAAAACAUUUAUUAAACAGUUUUAGUCCCACUAAAAUACUGUCAGUCUGCUGACUUUAAGACGCAUUUUCAAAUACACGCCACAAACUGAUAACCUCAAAACAUGAAGAGUGUAUUUUAUUGUUUGUCUCAUAACCAUAAAGACUAAAGAUAAAAUAAACACCGCUCAGAUAAAGUUCUAAAUCUUUGUGCUCAGUCUUUUAUUACUGAUCAAUCUUUAAACUACUCAGACGUGAGGUCAUUUGGCUGAGCAGGUUAGAAAGAAUCCUAAAUGUGGAUUCAGCAAAACAAAGAGAGGAUUGAAGAAGUACUUUCAGACUCUUUAAACAUUUAUCUUUGUGAUUACAAACAGAAUAUUUAAUCCUGCAUUAACACGGGGCUGAAAUACUCUGAAAAAUUUAGUUUAUUUUCUUUCAGAAUAAAAGCCUGUUAGAACAAGCUGAUUAAUGUGAUUUUUUUUAAUCUAUCAGGUGGGUUCUCCGAGUUCUCUCACCUGUUCCCCGGUCUCUGCGAGGGGAAGUCCUCCAUGGUCCCCUCCUGCAUGUCCCAGCCCUGCCUGCCCGUCACCAACGUAGGCCCCACCCGCAUCCUGCCUCACCUGUACCUGGGCUGUCAGAGAGACGUCCUCAACAAGGUGACAAACCCUGCCUUUCAGAUUAAGAGCUCCGUGUUGUUUAAAUCAGACUGUAGAAUCUGACUCUCUGUUUCUGUGUCAGGACCUCAUGCAGCAGAAUGACAUUGCCUACGUCCUCAAUGCCAGCAACACCUGCCCCAAACCGGACUUCAUCCCUGAGUCGCACUUCCUGCGAGUCCCAGUCAACGAUUCGUUCUGUGAAAAGAUCCUGCCCUGGCUGGACCGAUCAGUGGAGUUCAUCGGUACCUGAUCUUUUCUCUCACCUGUCCCGGUGUUUCCGUUUGGAUGAAAUGAAACUGAAAAGAUGAACACUUUGAUUUUUCUUGGCAUGUUUCAGAGAAAGCUAAAGCCUCAAACGCCCGAGUCUUGGUCCACUGUCUGGCUGGGAUCUCCCGCUCUGCCACCAUCGCCAUCGCCUACAUCAUGAAGAGGAUGGACAUGAACCUGGACGAGGCGUACAGGUGAGGAGCAGAGCUUCAAAACUGGACAUUUGUGAUGUGAUACUAUCAAGGUUAAGAAAAAACAAAGACAGUCUGAUGAUUAAAGUAUAAAAUACACUUUAAAUAAAACAUAAUUUAAUCUUUCCAGUUCAGUUGGUCUUCAGAGGGAUACUCCGGCGUAAAAUUAAGUUAGGGUCAGACACACCGUAACACUGAGUUAGACAACCCGUCAAGAAAUGAAUGUUGCCGACCGCUUGCUUCUCUACCAACUUUAAUAACGACCGCAUGAUAGCAAUACACAGCGGUCUACGUCUCCACACGCAAAUCUCAACCAAAAAGCCACUCUAUAGCCACAAAUAAUGCUCAGAACAGCACCUAACUUCAUCAACAGUACAUAUAGGGUCCCAGCCAUAGUACUAGCCACUAAACAUUUUUUUAACUUUGCCUAAUUUCUUUAGCAAAGAGACUAAACACAACUCACCUACUCUCUUCCAGCUGCCGCUUGUUUGUACGUAGACCUCAGGCAAAUCCAUUACCGCAGCGGGGUUUCGCAGCUCAAGGAAGAACAUUUAUGAUCAUUUCUUCAUGGAAAUGCAAUCAGACUGAGAUGCUAAGGCAGAAGAACUAGAAAAUGAUUAAUAUGGUGUUUAUUACUUAAAGGAAAUGAUAAAGAAAUGAUCAUAAAUGUUCUUCCUUGAGCUGCGAAACCCCGCUAAAAAAUUAACUUCUUGAAAACUGCAGCAACUUUUGUUCUGAUGUCCCACCCCACAUUUUAUUAUCUCAGACUUUUAAUUUGAAAGUCUGAAAUAUUGAUCUAGUUUUACUCCAGAGUCACAGGGUAUUUUAAAAGCUAUCCUGAAAUUGGACAGUUUAAGUCGUGUUCAGUUUCUGGUGGUUGUGGGCGGAGCAAAUUCCUCUUACAUAGCUGAACAGAGUCAGUCCUAAUGAGUCCAGAUCCUCAUUAACCCUCCAAUUAAAGAGUCCUCUGUGUCACUGCCUAUUACACUCACGCUGCUGAUCCCCUCUAAUGACCCACACUCUCCCUGUGUGUGUGUGUGUGUGUGUGUGUGUGUGUGUGUGUGUGUGUGUGUGUGUGUGUGUGUGUGUGUGUGUGUGUGUGUGUGUGUGUGUGUGUGUGUCAGGUUUGUGAAGGAGAAGAGGCCAACCAUCUCUCCCAACUUUAACUUCCUGGGUCAGCUGCUGGACUUCGAGAAGAAGAUCAAGAGUCCUCCUCACGGUACCGACACUAAACUCAAGAUCCUCCAUCAACCCGAGUCCAGAGAGGAGGUACCUGCUGCUGCUGCUGAGGACAGGAAGUCUGCAGGAUCUCAGGAGGAGGGUCCGGGCCCAGGUCCUGGUCUGGGUCUGUCCCUCCUGGAGCCGCUCACACUACCCUGCGUUUUGGCCGACGCCCCCGAGGAGCGUCUCCUGGCCCAGGCUCUGAGCGGCCUGACGCUCCCUGACGGCUCAGAGGAGAACGCCCGUCUCAAGCGGUCCUUCUCUCUGGACAUCAAGUCAUACGGCGAGCCAGGCGGCGCUGCUCCUCACCGCGUCUUUGUCCCCCAUGGAGGAACAGGAGACGCCGCCGACUUCUACAAACCCUCCACCUUCAAGGAGACGACCAGCAAGCCGUGUCAGUUCUCUCCAGUGGAGGAGGUGUCGGAGCAGUCCACACCGGAGCAGAGCCCUGACAAGGAGGAGGCAGACGGACCGGAGCGAGCAGCACUGCCACCCAGCACGCCACCAGCUUCUUCCUGUUUAACCAAACCUCCUCCUGCUGCUCCAAGCCGCUCACAGCCGCUCCACCGCAGUGGCAGCGUUGAGGAGAACACCACCAGCUUCCUGUUCGGCCUGUCCCGAAGCCAGCAGCACCUCGCCAGACCAGGGCCAGGCGGCGCCCUGAAGGGGUGGCACUCUGACAUACUACUCGGCCCCGUAACCGUGUCCACUUCCUCCCUGACUGGGGGCUGGUACCUCUCCUCUGACUCCGCCCGCUUCUACUCCACCUCUGCCAUCUUGAGCGGGGGCGGCUUAGCGGCGUACAGCUGCGGUGCCGGGCUGGAGGCAGUACGACGGCGCGGACGUCAGAGGACGGGGGACCGCGGGGACUCGAGGAGGAGCUGGCAUGAGGAGAGCACCUUCGAGAAGCAGCUGAAGAGACGCAGCUGUCAGAUGGAGUUUGGAGACGGACUGACGGACAGCCGGUCAAGAGAGGACAUGGGACAGGUGGGCAGCCAGUCAAGCUUCUCUGGAAGUAUGGAGGUCAUCCAGGUUUCCUGAGACCUGCCCGGGUAUCCUGAACCGACCUUGGUGUGCUCAGACUGAUUCAGGGACAGACACAGACUCUGGAAUCUGAGGCUCCGGAUGGAUCAGACUGAUGCAGCUUCAGAGCUGAGAACAGAACCGUGUCUCACUCAGACAGGUGAAGCGUUAGAGCUCAGAGGUGAGCUGAUACUCAGGUCAAAACAGCUGAUGUGAGCACCAGUACAGACAAAGUCCUGCCUUUGACUUUUGUUUGAGUGCAUGCAUAUCAGAGGAUGAGAGAGUAUUGAAUUCUGAUUGUUUUCAGCCAAAAUGUUGCGAGGUUUCACCGUUUACAGCGAGUCUGAUGAAGAUUAUUGACCCAAAGUUUUAGUUUCAUCCUGCAGGCGUUUCUGUGGUUUGUUUGAGACAUGAGAUCCAGCUGAAGGAGAUCCAGACAAAAGGAUUCAGGAGCAACAACUGUCGUAAUCUUUGAAAACAAACCCAGCUGUUUGUCUUUAAAUUAGAGAAACCAGAUUCACAGACACUUCAAAUCCAUCAGCAACAAACACUCAGAAAUUAACCUGAACUCACGCUUUUACAAACAAAUCUGAAGUACAGCUGUUGGUUUUACAUACUAAACAUGGUCAGAGUGUCAGACUGUGAAGUAAAGGUUUGUUGGAAUAAUCAGACCAGAACAGCUCCGAUUGGUGAGAAUCCUUACGAGGGUAAAAAUGUCAUCUGGCUCUGUUUUUGUUUUGUUUUUUCCCCGAAACUUUGUGGUUCAGAUUGGGGUCCAAACAUUGACACAUAUUUCACUAUUUGUAAUUUUUUUAAAUAGGGAGUUCACUCAACAACUGACGUGGCAACAGUGGAGGAAAGUGCCGAAAUGUUGGGUUCUGGAAUGCUGAAAUCAUGAAUGUAGAAUUCUGGCGUUAUUUAAGACUGUUGGAUUCCACAACUCUAAGGUUAUGUUCACACUGCCGGUCAAUUCCGAUUUUGACACAUAUCUGAUUUUUUCAUCUAAGUGUGAACAGUGCAAUUCCGAUUUUUUUCAAAUCCGACCCUUUUGUAUUUGAAUAUAAAUCGGAUAUGUGUGCGAUGUGGCUGCAUUGACUGCACCUAUACGUCAUCAAUAUGCGACAAACAUCACCAUUGUUCGACAACACAAACAGGUGCAGAAAGAAAUUUGUGCGCAUGUGGGUCACUUCACGGACGCAUUCCGUUCAAAUUAGAUGCCGCAUUCGUUGUUGUAAUGUGAACGACCACACAAAAAGAUCGGAUUUAACAAAAAAUCCGAACUGUGCAUCAUAACCUGCAGUGUGAACGUAACAUAAGUUCUGAAAUUGAGAAAUUCUGAGUUUCGGAAUCCUGAGUUCUAGAAUGCUUGGUUCAACGCAGAACUGAGAAAUGCUGGGUUCUAGAAUUCUGGGUUACAGAAUAAAGAGAUUUAGAGUUCUGGAAUGGUGAUUUUAAGAAUGUUCGUUUCUGAAAUGCUUGAUUCUGGAAUGAAGGAUUGAGCAAUUCUGAGUUCUAGAAUGAUGGGUUCCAAUAUUCUAACUUCUAAAAUGUAUGGUUCCAGAAGCCUGUGUUCCAAAACCUAUGUUCUGGUUCUAUAAUGCUGGGUUCCAGAGGGCUUUGAAGUGUCUUAAAGAGACAGUAGCGGAAAUGAAGCGUUUUAGACGGAGGCUGAAAUGAGGGAUUUCAAAGACUCUGAUUAGAGAUAAGGAGUUUUUGAGUAAAUUAUGGAGAGAGUCUUCAGAGGGAGGGGAGACCACAUGUUUACUGUGAUGACAGUUGGAUGAUAUAAAUGUAAAAACUUCAAAAUCAAACACUCACUUUAAAAAAACAUAAAAUUAUUUUAAAAAGUGAAAUUUCAGCUCCACUUGGAUUUUAACAUGAUGACAGUGAAUGCAUCACAGAGUCUAACACUCUUCAAAUCUGCAGAGAAUCUCCGGACUGCUCUCUACCUGAAGGUGUGUCAGCUCACCUGUGGAGUGAGAGGAGGAGUCACAUGACCUGCUCAGGUGCAGUAAGAGAGAAACUGAGGGGUGUGAUGCUGAUGAAGAUGAUAAAGACUAGAAAAAAAAGUUUCUAAUCAACUCUUCAGUGACGGACUCUGAGCCUGUGAAUGUGUUUGUUGGGGGGGAGGAAGCUGCUCUUCACCAACGCUCAGGCUCCCUGAUGAUGAUGAAGAUGAUUAAGAUCUGGACAGCUCUGGUCUUCUCAGUACCUCACAGGUCCAAACUUUACCUUAUUUUUUUUAAGUUGAUUGAAGGGUCUCAUGGGCAGGUGAUCUCUCUGAUUUUAUUUUAUUUUGAAGAACAGGACCUGAACAGACUCACCUGUCAGAGACUGAGUGAUGAAGAGGAGGGUGUGAUGAUGAUGAUGAUGAUAGUGUGUGAUGUGGAUUUAAGAGGCUGGGACUCGGGGUGAACGGGGUUGAAUGAUACAAACUCAGACGUGUUGAUGUUGCACUGUGGUGUGAAAGGAUCUGAUUAAAGAGUUAUGAAUCAGAAAAUGAAGAAGAAGAAUGUUUCUUUGUUUUGUUUCUUUUUUCUUUUGAUGAAUUAAUUUACUCAACAUUUAAGAAAACCUCCUGAAUGUUGUCUGACUGCAGAGAAAAGCCUCUAAAGUGUUCUGUGGUUGAGUUAAACCCUGCUGUAUUUCUCUUCCAUCAGAAAAUAGUUCUCCAGUAAGAGUUUGUCAGAUCCAGUCAUCCCCAAAAAACUGCAGAAUAUCCCUUUAUGUAUGUUCACAGUCUGAAGUGUGUAUUGCAGUAUGCACUUGAUGAGGAGGUACCAGGUGUUUUUUCAGGGUUUAGGGGUCAAAAACUGAAACUUAAAGUGAAAACUAUUUGGGUGGAUUGAUCCUUUUAAGAGCUGCUGUACAACUACUAAUACUACAGCGCCCUCUGGUGGACAUGGUGUGUACAAACACUAGUUUGAAGAAGUCAAACACAUUUUCAGCGUCAAUGAGCAAUAUUUUCUUUUUCAUAUGACAUAUUUAUUUUCAUUAUUCAUAACUCUUAUAUGACUUUAAUUACACCAGUUAUUAGAUAAAGGAGGUUUUAAGUUAUUGUUUAGACCAUCACAUGAUACAGUCUGGGACAGUAUUGCUGUUCUCUUCCUAAAUAUCUUUCAAUACUUGAGACUCCGAUAAAACUAAAUAAAAGAUUAAAUAUUUAAAACACUUAGAAAAGUUAGAUUAAAGGUAUUAUUAUCAGACAGUUUUCCAAUGAUGAAAGCUUAAUAUUAAAGAUGCUGAUUGACUCACUUUAAGGUUUAGUGUCAGUCAACCUGCAGUAACUCUAAACUGCCACUGUGAGACUUCUUUAACUCAUAAUUUAACAUUUCUAAGCUUUGGUAAAGUUAACCUAUAAAGUAAAAGGAAAUACUGUAUUCUACAAGCACCCUGAGUACAGGUAAAUAUCUCAUUAGUAAAUGUACCUGCAUGCCAACCAGCAGCAGGGGGCGUCCUCACCUUUACACUGAGUGUUUACACAGGGAGCCACUGUGAUUGCUUUCCCCUCAGUUCUGACUGAAAGGCUCUCACCUCCUGAAAACGAGCGUUUUAUUGAGCUUUGUGUCACACUAUUACAGUCACAGUUACAAGAAUCUCGUCUCCUCCACUGAGAUGUUUUUAUGAUUGCAAAAAGAGUGGUGUUCAUGACGUAAAACCUACUUCCCUCUUCCUGUUAAAAAAGAUUACACUCAGAUCUCAUUCAGAUAAAAUAGUGGAGAAUAAAUGUGAUUCUCAGAAGAGGACAGUGGAAUCAACUCUAGGUAGAGGAAGUUGUGAUAAGGAACUGUUGGGAGGGACCUAAUACAGUUUUUUUCUUAACUGAAAUAUGAAGGUCUUCCCUGAAAAAGUCUUUGUCCGUGUUGCAACAUAUAUUGUUCUCAAACCUGUAUGUAUUGUUUAGCAUUAAUGGAGCCUUCACAGAUGUGUAAUUUACCCAUGCCAUCAGGAGGCUGGCUUUGAACAGAGAGCUGAAAACAAGCCUCUACUCUUUAAAGAAGAAGAUACAGCAUCCAUGAAAUCCAAAAAGAGUACUAAAAUUUUGUGUUUCUGGAUCAUGUUUAUAUCUGGUUUCCUCUCUGCAU
Molecule: messenger RNA, 13562 nt
Organism: Xyrichtys novacula (pearly razorfish)
Lineage: Eukaryota; Metazoa; Chordata; Actinopteri; Labriformes; Labridae
Source: the annotation of a GenBank genome assembly